Molecule: messenger RNA, 1095 nt
Organism: Penicillium bovifimosum
Lineage: Eukaryota; Fungi; Ascomycota; Eurotiomycetes; Eurotiales; Aspergillaceae
Product: H(+)-transporting V0 sector ATPase subunit d
Exons: 4
Coding region: 1-1095 (364 amino acids)
Biological process (GO): proton transmembrane transport; vacuolar acidification; vacuolar transport
Cellular component (GO): vacuolar proton-transporting V-type ATPase complex; fungal-type vacuole membrane; proton-transporting V-type ATPase, V0 domain
Molecular function (GO): proton-transporting ATPase activity, rotational mechanism
Source: RefSeq, a predicted model, not a curated record
AUGGAGGGCUUAUUCUUUAAUAUCAACGGCGGAUAUGUCGAGGGCAUUGUUCGCGGCUAUCGCAACAGCCUAUUGAGCGGCCAGAACUAUUCCAACCUCACUCAAUGCGAGACAAUUGACGAUGUCAAGCUUCAGCUCGCCCCCUCAUACGGCGAUUUCCUUUCGUCUCUUCCCCCCAACCCCUCCACCUCCGACCUCGCGGGCCGCAUGACAGAUAAACUAGUCUCUGAAUUCAAGUACUUGAUCGCACAAUCAACUGGCUCCACUGCCAAGUUCCUCGAAUACAUGACAUACGGAUACAUGAUCGACAACAUCGCCCUGUUGAUCACCGGCACACUCCAUGAACGAGACACGAGGGAACUCCUGGAGCGAUGUCACCCGCUGGGAUGGUUCGAGACACUUCCUGUGCUAUGUGUUGCGACGAACAUCGAAGAACUGUACAACUCAGUAUUGAUCGAGACCCCACUGGCUGCUUACUUCAAGGAGAGUCUCAGCCACCAGGACCUAGACGAGCUGAACAUCGAGAUCGUUCGCAAUACCCUCUACAAGAACUACUUGGAGGACUUCUACAAUUUCGUCAACACUCACCCAGACUUCAGCGGGACACCAACGCAGGACGUCAUGGCGCAGAUCCUGCAAUUCGAGGCGGACCGCCGCGCUAUCAACAUCACUCUCAACUCUUUCGGCACCGAGCUGUCCAAGCAGGAGCGAAGGAAGUUGUAUCCGGAGUUUGGCCAGCUCUAUCCGGAAGGAAGCUUGAUGCUGUCCCGUGCCGAGGAUGUCGAGGGUGUGGCCUUGGCCGUAAGCGCUGUGGCCGACUACAAAGCAUUCUUCGAUGCAGUGGGUCUGAGCCAGGGUGGUGGGGGACUCGGUGGUAUGGGCGGUGGUCCUGGAGAUGGAAAGAGUCUGGAAGAUCUUUUCUACCAAAAGGAGAUGGAUAUGUCAAAGCUGGUCUUCACCCGUCAAUUCACUCCUGCGGUGGUGUAUGCUUGGAUGAAACUCAAGGAGCAGGAAAUUCGAAACGUCACCUGGAUUGCGGAAUGCAUUGCCCAGAAUCAGAAGGACAGGAUUGGAAAUUUCAUAUCCGUUUUCUGA